UUUAAAUGUUAUUUCCAAAACCUGAAGGCUAUAUUCUACCUAAUCCAGAUUCCAUAAAGGUGGGGCCUGGACCUGAAGAGUCAAAGUAUGUAGCGAAUCCGACAAAAGGAUUAUCUGGGGAUCCGUCCAAACCUCCUAGAAAGCAGUAUACGCUCAUGAAGCAAACUCCGUUACCAGUUGACCAGCCAAAAUUUCUUCGGCCUUCUUUAUCAGUUGAAGAUAUCCAUGGGGCCAAAUCUCGAAGAUUGUAUAGAGGAACUGCUAAAAAUAUACUUGAUAUCAAAGAUAUAGACGGUUCUAAGCCAAAGAAGCCAAGAGAAAGAGACACCAAGGAGUAUAACGCCAUGGAUUACUCUGAUGUCAGUGCUAAAUAGAGGCAUGAAGAUAACAACACCAGAAAUGAGUAUUACCAAGCCCAAGCCGAACUUCUACAAUAGAGAUCCUGGUCAAAGCACUAGGCGGGCGACUAAAGAAUGGGCUCAAGAUAAUCUAUACUUGUUUCAAAAAGAUCAAGAGUCUCAAUUUCAGCUUUCACAAAGGUCUCCGUAUGCUAACACUGGUGAGGCUAGACAGAAAACUUACAUGGCUAAAGAGCUUGAAGGAGGGUUCCCUGAUUAUUAUGGAGAAGGAUUUAACAGACAGAAUGAACAAGAAAAUCAAUUCAAUCCCUCAGUUAAUCCUGAAGAGAAAUAUAUGAAGCCAUUUCAGAGUCGAUCAACGGCUUCUUUAAAUCAAGUAAAUCACGAUGGAAUGGUAAAUUUUACCCAAGAUCCUUAUCAAGACUCUGUAAAUCCAAAGACAUUUAGAGGCCCUCAGCCAGGUUUAAAAAUGACUGAUGAGAAUAGAUCUGGAGUAUACCAGCCUCCUCAUGAUAUAAAUUCUGGAUCUGAAAGGUUUACGACACUGAACAAUCCUCAUACAAUAAACAAGGGUGCUUACAAUGCACCUAAUAAUAACCCUCGUUCUUUUCAGAGCUUAAGACAUAUCAUAGGGUAGAUUACAGGGCUGAUAACAAUAAGUUCAAUA
Messenger RNA from Moneuplotes crassus, 1026 nucleotides. The record is from the annotation of a GenBank genome assembly. NCBI's taxonomy places the organism in Eukaryota, Ciliophora, Spirotrichea, Euplotida, Euplotidae.